Mesocricetus auratus (golden hamster) is the source of this 762-nucleotide messenger RNA. RefSeq names its product dynein light chain Tctex-type 1 (gene Dynlt1). Gene Ontology annotation, molecular function: dynein intermediate chain binding. The record is from RefSeq and is a predicted model, not a curated record. NCBI's taxonomy places the organism in Eukaryota, Metazoa, Chordata, Mammalia, Rodentia, Cricetidae. Gene Ontology annotation, biological process: microtubule-based movement. The transcript has 5 exons. Gene Ontology annotation, cellular component: cytoplasm; cytoplasmic dynein complex. The coding region runs from base 80 to 421 and encodes 113 amino acids.
GGGCGGGGAGUGGGCGGGGCCUGAGCGCGCCUGCGCAGUCCACUCUACUCGGCGGCGGCGGAGACGCGCAGAAGGAAAGAUGGAAGACUUCCAGGCUUCCGAGGAGACUGCAUUUGUUGUUGAUGAAGUGAGCAACAUUGUAAAGGAGGCUAUAGAAAGUGCCAUCGGUGGCAACGCCUACCAGCACAGCAAAGUCAAUCAGUGGACCACAAAUGUUGUAGAGCAGACUUUGAGCCACCUCACCAAGCUGGGAAAACCAUUUAAAUACAUUGUGACCUGUGUGAUCAUGCAGAAGAACGGAGCUGGGUUACACACUGCAAGUUCCUGCUUCUGGGACAGCUCUACGGACGGGAGCUGCACGGUGCGAUGGGAGAACAAGACCAUGUACUGCAUCGUCAGCGCCUUCGGGCUGUCCAUCUGACCUCCUCGCCAGCCUGCGGCUCCGCCUUUCCGUUUCAUCCUAACCACCAGCUAUGAAUCGGGUGAUCACCUUCCUCCUCCUUGUGUUGUGUGGCACUCUCAAAUGUAGAGAAAUAAACCAGAUGACUCCGUGGUCACAGGAGCACAAUGUCAGGCAGUGGAGCAGCCAGCCACCUGUCACCCGAGGCUGGUGGUGCCACUUGUCUUAACUGUCUCUUCUCAAAGGUGCUAAAAACCGACGUCUGCGAGGAGGAAACUUUCUCUACUUCCUGAAAUGAUUCAGAUACACUAAUUUUCCAUACUUUAUACUUUUGUUAGAAUAAUAAAUUAUUCAAAAUUAAA